Venustampulla echinocandica is the source of this 1194-nucleotide messenger RNA. RefSeq names its product cAMP-dependent protein kinase regulatory subunit. Gene Ontology annotation, biological process: regulation of protein phosphorylation. Gene Ontology annotation, cellular component: nucleus; cAMP-dependent protein kinase complex. Lineage: Eukaryota; Fungi; Ascomycota; Leotiomycetes; Helotiales; Pleuroascaceae. The coding region runs from base 1 to 1194 and encodes 397 amino acids. The record is from RefSeq and is a predicted model, not a curated record. Gene Ontology annotation, molecular function: cAMP-dependent protein kinase regulator activity. The transcript has 2 exons.
AUGUCUGGAAACACAUUCCCGGGCCGACGUGGCACGAAUUCCAAUCCCUUUAGCGGAAGCACAUUAAGCGGCGAGAGCGAACAAACGAGUUUAGGGCCCAUUUCUAAAGUCAUGGAGGAGGAGGAAAAUGAUACAGUCACAUCGCCGGCGACGGCGAGCUUUAACUUCGCCGGCAAGGGCAGUUCGACAUUUGGCUCCCCAUUCGGAGGAGAUGCAUCCGGGCAAGGGCCACCGUCAUCCUUCAAACAGUCGAGUACGGACGGCUUCCCGGCACAUUACGGCAUGGGAAGACGAACGUCGGUGUCGGCCGAAUCGCUCAAUCCCACCGCCUCCUCCAAUGAUAACUGGACUCCCCCUUUUCACCGAAAGACGCCCGACCAGAUUACGAGGCUGAAGAAGUCAAUAUUCAACAACUUCUUGUUCAGUCAUCUGGAUGACGAGCAAAGUUCCCAGAUCCUGGGUGCAUUAGUGGAGAAGCCCAUUCCCGCCAAAGGUAUCAAGGUGAUCACACAAGGUGACCAAGGCGACUUCUUCUACGUGGUGGAGAAGGGUAUAUUUGAGAUCUAUGUCAACCCCGCCGGUUCUUUACAACCCGGUCCUGAUGGUCUCGGGAAGAAGGUGGCAACCAUUGAACCCGGCGGAUCCUUUGGCGAGUUGGCCCUGAUGUACAAUGCUCCACGAGCAGCGACGGUUAUGUCUGCGGAGCCUGGGUGUCUCCUUUGGGCGCUGGACCGAAUAACUUUCCGUCGGAUCCUUAUGGAUUCUACCUUCCAGCGCCGCCGCUUAUACGAAAGUUUCCUUGAGGAAGUGCCUCUUUUGUCCACCUUGACUAAGUAUGAGCGAUCCAAGAUUGCAGACGCGCUGGAAACACAAAAGUACCCUGCAGGUACCACAAUUAUCCAGGAGGGGGAUGUUGGAGAGGCAUUUUAUCUGUUAGAGUCCGGUGAAGCAGAAGUAUACAAGAAAGGCACACCGAAUCCGGUCAAGCACUACACCAAAGGAGACUACUUUGGUGAGCUAGCUUUGCUCAAUGACGCGCCGCGGGCUGCGAGUGUGGUUAGCAAGACCGAGGUCAAGGUUGCCACCUUAGGGAAGGAUGGUUUCCAGAGACUACUAGGACCGGUGGAGAGUAUCAUGAGGAGAACCAAGUAUGAACCAGGCGUUGAAGUAAUUGACCCACUUCACAAGAAGUAA